This is a messenger RNA of Glycine soja, 1778 nucleotides long. Its product is annotated as homeobox-leucine zipper protein HAT3-like. Gene Ontology annotation, biological process: regulation of DNA-templated transcription. The record is from RefSeq and is a predicted model, not a curated record. Gene Ontology annotation, cellular component: nucleus. The transcript is spliced from 4 exons. Lineage: Eukaryota; Viridiplantae; Streptophyta; Magnoliopsida; Fabales; Fabaceae. Bases 336 to 1268 code for a protein of 310 amino acids. Gene Ontology annotation, molecular function: sequence-specific DNA binding; DNA-binding transcription factor activity, RNA polymerase II-specific.
UAUGGAAGAGUGUAGUGUAGCCCAAAACAAUGUUAUUGUUGCUAUACUAGUAGUAGUACUAGUACUAGCCAUUUGCAUAUGAUGAUUGAACCAAUUUGGUACUCUGACACAAGUCAUCAUUAACUCUAUGCCUAUUCACUCUUUCCUCAAUUUCUCUAUCCAUCUAUCUCUUUUAUCACUGUCCUCCAUAGUAUCUAUCUAUCUAUCUAUAUUUUCUUUUAUUACUGUUCUGUAAAAAAGCUAUUUUGGCCAUCUGACCACCAAAGCCUACACCAUUUUGCUCCUCUCUCUCUUUUCUCAUCCUCACAAUUGGGCAAAACACACACAACACAACAAUGAGUGAGAAAGAUGAUGGCUUGGGUUUGGGGUUGAGUUUGAAGUUGGGAUGGGGAGAAAAUGAUGAUGAUAAUAAUAAUAAUCUAAAUCAUCAUCAACAACAACAAUACCCUUUCUACGUGCACAAGCCUCCUCAAUCGGUUCCAAACCAAAGGGCUUCCUUCAAUAACUUGUUCCAUUUUCAUGAUCGGAGCUCCGAGACGCGGUCGUUCCUCCGCGGAAUAGACGUGAAUCUGCCACCUCCGCCCCCAUCGGCGGUGGUCGACGACGAGAACGCGGUGUCAUCGCCGAACAGCACGAUAUCGAGCAUCAGCGGGAAGCGGAGCGAGAGAGAGGGCAACGGAGACGAAAACGAGAGAACAUCGAGUUCUCGCGGCGGCGGAAGCGACGACGAUGAUGGCGGAGCUUGCGGCGGAGACGGCGACGGCGAAGCGUCGAGGAAGAAGCUGAGGUUGUCCAAGGAACAGGCAUUGGUGCUGGAAGAAACAUUCAAGGAACACAACAGUCUGAACCCGAAGCAAAAGCAAGCUUUGGCAAAGCAGUUGAAUUUGAUGCCUAGGCAGGUGGAGGUGUGGUUUCAAAACAGAAGAGCAAGGACCAAGUUGAAGCAGACUGAAGUGGAUUGUGAAUACUUGAAGAACUGCUGUGAGAAUCUAACUGAAGAGAAUAGGAGGCUUCAAAAGGAAGUGCAAGAGCUUAGGGCAUUGAAGUUAUCCCCACAGCUUUACAUGAACAUGAACCCUCCCACCACUCUCACAAUGUGCCCUUCGUGUGAGCGUGUUGCCGUCUCAUCCACAUCCUUUUCCUCAUCGGCCACCAUGCCCUCUGCCCUGCCUCCAGCUAAUCUCAACCCGGCAGGCCCUACCAUCCAGCGGCCGGUGCCCGUCAACCCUUGGGCAGCAAUGUUGAAUCAACACCGUGGCCGGCCAUAAUUGAUCGCUCCCGGCCCUAGGUAGUAGGGUAAAGUUCAGGAUGGCAGCUAGGACAUUUUAGUUUUGUAGACAGAAAUGAAUCAAUGAAAUAGGAAUCUUAUGGGUUGGUUUACUUUUACUAGGACUUUGAGAGCUCAUGGUUUGGGAAAUUCUAUUUGCACCCGUCUUUUUUUUGCACCUUCCAUUUUCUUUUACAAAUUAGUUUUUGCCUUUUCGGAAUCUACAAUACAAUUGUAGAAAUUAAUUUUUGAAAUGUAAAAGAAAAGGCAGAGACUGUGAAGAGAAAAAAAAAGGGGGGGCUGGGGGGGAUGCAAUUAGAAUGAUCCUCAUGCUUUUGGUUAUUAACUCUUUUUUGUCUUGGCCUAUUUUAUUUAGAGCAUAGAUAGAACAUGUUUUAGUCAACUUUAGGAUGUGUAAAGUUUGGUGUUUUCAUAUGCUGAACAGUGUUUGUUAUUUGUUAACCUUGGAAAGAUGGAAAAGGGUAUUGGAAUCUGUUUUUUUUUAUUAUUA